GGGCAGCUGCUUUCCGCUGCCUCCGGCCCGGGCAGCUGCAGAAACAGCAGGGGGAGGAGCAACAGCUGCCAAAUUCGCCAACUAGAGGAGGGAGAGGCGGAGCUUGGGUCCCUGUAGAAGCCAGAGGCGCAGUCUGGACUUUAGUUUCCCGGGAGAGACGAAAGCAGGAACGAGAGCGGAGCGGAGCACAGUCCUCCGAGCACCAGCUCCAGCAUCCCGUCAGGGGUUGCAGGUGUGUGGGAGGUAAGCGUGGGUCCUUCUUCGGGGCGUCUGCACUGCCCUGGAGAAAACGUCUUCCAAUAGGAAUUACAUCAAGACACAGCUAAAAGAGUCCGCCGUGGGUUAGGAAACCGGUGCAAAACCUCUCGGGUGAAAGAUUUACAUUUUUCGACUUUAAGGGCAAAAAAGCAAAAGGAAGCUUGACUCUGGGUAUAAAGGGCGUGGUUAGUGUUUUUGGUUUGAGUUGCACCAGUAAAACUGUUCUGGGAGAUCUGAAGAUUGAGAAAAAUCCUGCUAAUUGAGGACGAGGUGGAUGUUAUCUGGUGGAUGUUAUAGGCUUGAAACUAUUACAAUAUGGCUUUCCUUGGACUCUUCUCUUUGCUGGUUCUGCAAAGUAUGGCUACAGGGGCCACUUUCCCUGAGGAAGCCAUUGCUGACUUGUCAGUGAAUAUGUAUAAUCGUCUUAGAGCCACUGGUGAAGAUGAAAAUAUUCUCUUCUCUCCAUUGAGUAUUGCUCUUGCAAUGGGAAUGAUGGAACUUGGGGCCCAAGGGUCUACCCAGAAAGAAAUCCGCCACUCAAUGGGAUAUGACAGCCUGAAAAAUGGUGAAGAAUUUUCUGUCUUGAAGGAGUUUUCUAACAUGGUAACUGCUAAAGAGAACCAGUAUGUGAUGAAAAUUGCCAAUUCCUUGUUUGUGCAAAAUGGAUUUCAUGUCAAUGAGGAGUUUUUGCAAAUGAUGAAAAAAUAUUUUAAUGCGGAAGUAAAUCAUGUGGACUUCAGUCAAAAUGUAGCCGUGGCCAACUACAUCAAUAAGUGGGUGGAGAAUAACACAAACAAUCUGGUGAAAGAUUUGGUAUCCCCAAGGGAUUUUGACGCUGCCACUUAUCUGGCCCUCAUUAAUGCUGUCUAUUUCAAGGGGAACUGGAAGUCACAGUUUAGGCCUGAAAAUACUAGAACCUUUUCUUUUACUAAAGAUGAUGAAAGUGAAGUCCAAAUUCCGAUGAUGUAUCAACAAGGAGAAUUUUAUUAUGGGGAAUUUAGUGAUGGCUCCAAUGAAGCUGGUGGUAUCUACCAAGUCCUAGAAAUACCAUACGAGGGAGAUGAAAUAAGCAUGAUGCUGGUGCUGUCCAGACAGGAAGUUCCUCUUGCUACACUGGAGCCAUUAGUCAAAGCACAGCUGAUUGAAGAAUGGGCAAACUCUGUGAAGAAGCAAAAAGUAGAAGUAUACCUGCCCAGGUUCACAGUGGAACAGGAAAUUGAUUUAAAAGAUGUUUUGAAGGCUCUUGGAAUAACUGAAAUUUUCAUCAAAGAUGCAAAUUUGACAGGCCUCUCUGAUAACAAGGAGAUUUUUCUUUCCAAAGCAAUUCACAAGUCCUUCCUAGAGGUUAAUGAAGAAGGCUCAGAAGCUGCUGCUGUCUCAGGAAUGAUUGCAAUUAGUAGGAUGGCUGUGCUGUAUCCUCAAGUUAUUGUCGACCAUCCAUUUUUCUUUCUUAUCAGAAACAGGAGAACUGGUACAAUUCUAUUCAUGGGACGAGUCAUGCAUCCUGAAACAAUGAACACAAGUGGACAUGAUUUUGAAGAACUUUAAGUUACUUUAUUUGAAUAACAAGGAAAACAGUAACUAAGCACAUUGUGUUUGCAACUGGUAUAUAUUUAGGAUUUGUGUUUUACAGUAUAUCUUAAGAUAAUAUUUAAAAUAGUUCCAGAUAAAAACAAUAUAUGUAAAUUAUAGGUAACUUGUCAAGGAAUGUGAUCAGUAUUAAGCUAACGGUCCUGUUGUGUCAUUGUGUUUGUGUGCUGUUGUUUAAAAUAAAAGUACCUAUUGAACAUGUGA
Messenger RNA from Pongo pygmaeus (Bornean orangutan), 2052 nucleotides. It is a transcript of the gene SERPINI1, whose product is annotated as serpin family I member 1. Gene Ontology annotation, molecular function: serine-type endopeptidase inhibitor activity. The transcript is spliced from 9 exons. NCBI's taxonomy places the organism in Eukaryota, Metazoa, Chordata, Mammalia, Primates, Hominidae. The record is from RefSeq and is a predicted model, not a curated record. Bases 574 to 1806 code for a protein of 410 amino acids. Gene Ontology annotation, biological process: negative regulation of endopeptidase activity.